Messenger RNA from Rhopalosiphum maidis (corn leaf aphid), 4549 nucleotides. It is a transcript of the gene Invadolysin, whose product is annotated as leishmanolysin-like peptidase. Gene Ontology annotation, molecular function: metalloendopeptidase activity. The record is from RefSeq and is a predicted model, not a curated record. Gene Ontology annotation, biological process: proteolysis; cell adhesion. Lineage: Eukaryota; Metazoa; Arthropoda; Insecta; Hemiptera; Aphididae. Gene Ontology annotation, cellular component: membrane; cytoplasm. The transcript has 11 exons. The coding region runs from base 1 to 1995 and encodes 664 amino acids.
AUGCCAGUCAAAGUAAAAUGGAAAACCGUUUACGCGGCAGUAUUGGUGUUGGCCGUCGAACUGGCCUCUGGUAUGUUCGUACAGAGACACUGCAAUCAUUUGUACCCCAAACCAGACGAGGUAAUACAUGGAGUGCACAUUGAAUCACCGCACAUAAUGAGAAAAAGAAGUGUGAAUCAGCCGCUGCGAAUUCUUCUCUAUUACGACGAGAGCGUGUACAGGCUUACUGAAGAGAAAUUUCAGCUAAUAAAUAAUACCAUACUACCGGAAGCUGUACGUUUUUGGGAACAAGCACUCAUGGUUCGCAAAACUGAAAACGUUAUUCGACUCAACCGAAAAUGUGUUAACAAUCAAGUUUUUUAUCGAAAAGGGGAUCCUCAUCCAUACUGCAAGAAUGCGUGUGAAGACCGAACAAUGUGCGGUGAAGUACAAGUUCCCGAAGAGCAUUUGGAGGCAUGCAAAACGUGUAACGCAUCAGGCAUGGAUUGUGGCACGGGAACAUCAAAAUCAGGCGUGGGCAUUGAAGGAGCUGACUUCGUGUUCUAUGUAAGCGCAAUGGAGACGGAACGGUGCCACAAAGGGUUGACGGUGGCGUACGCAGCUCACUGCCAGCAGGAAUCGUCGCUGGACCGGCCGAUUGCCGGACAUGCCAACCUGUGUCCAGAGAGCAUCAGCACUAAGCCGCAGGAGCUCGAAGUGCUCCUAUCCACGGUCAAGCACGAAAUACUGCACGCGCUCGGUUUCUCUGUAAGCCUGUUUGCAUUUUACCGAGACGCUAAUGGGUAUCCACUGACUGCUAGGGAAGACAACGGCAAGCCCAGGCUCAACGAGAAACUUCAAGCAAGGCAGUGGAGUGACAAAGUAAUCAAGACGGUGGUAAGACGCAAUUGGAUAGUACAUGGCGGCGUGGUCGACAAAGAAGUUCAAAUGAUGGUUACACCUCGAGUCGUAGAAGAAGUUCGUAAACAUUUCAACUGCUCAUAUUUAGAGGGAGCUGAACUGGAAGACCAAGGGGAAGAUGGAACUGCUCUCACUCACUGGGAAAAAAGAAUUUUUGAGAAUGAAGCAAUGACUGGUACUCACACACAGAAUCCUGUGUAUUCGCGGUUAACUCUAGCUCUGAUGGAAGAUACUGGAUGGUAUAAAGCUAAUUAUUCAUUAGCCCAGGAUCUCAGUUGGGGCAAAAACUUGGGUUGUGAUUUUGUAACAAAAAGCUGUAAACAAUGGAUGGACAUGAAACGUGCCAAAAGCCAAUCCAUCCAUCCAUUUUGCAAUAAGGUGAAAAGAGAUCCUCUGGAAACUGAGUGUACGGAUGAUCGUAGCUCGGUAGCAUUGUGCAACCUAGUCGAACACGUACAGCCAUUACCAAACUUCUAUCAGAACUUUGAUAACAUCCCACACGUAACACCCGGUCGUGAAGCAUAUUACGGAGGAUCUGUAAGUCUAGCGGAUUAUUGUCCAUAUAUACAAGAGUUUAUAUGGAGGUCCAAAAGUGUGGUGAUAAGAGGAUCACAUUGUCAGUAUCCAGAAAAUAAUCCACAUCCGGAUAAGAACUUUGCGUUAGAAGUAUAUGGAGACAAUUCUAAAUGUUUCGACCAUACUAAUCAGAUGUGGGAAGAACAAACGUGCAAACAAGUUAGACAAUGGCAACACUGGGGCUCUGGAUGUUACGAAUAUAGCUGUCAAAAUGGAAGACUUCAUAUUGUUGUGUCCAACCACACGUACACGUGCUACUUCCCGGGCCAGGAAUUGGUCAUCCGGCUGGUGGCCAACGGUUGGCUGCACAAGGGCGUCAUUGUGUGUCCGGCGUGCGAGGAGUUGUGCGGCGGCGGGUCGGACGACAACAAGUGCAAGCCGCCGCAGGACGUGCCGCUCACCGUACCGUAUCACCGCGAACAACUAGCAUGCGGCGGCACCGCCACAGUCGCCGUCACGGCCGCAGCCGCUGUCACCACGGUAACCGUCGCCACGCUGUUACUCAUGAUCUCGACGUGAACAAACAACGAUGUGAUAAUGUUAAAACAUAUAUUAUCGUAUUUCGUUUAUCAUUCCCUCUCCCUUUCAUUAUCUCAUUAUCUAUAUCUAUCUCUUCCUAUUUUUUAUUUCGUUCGUCCCUCUAACCGCUAGGGCGCUUUCGUGUGUGUGUAUUUGUGUAUGUCGUGUGUAUAUAUAAUAUUCCUUGUCUAUAAAAAUAUAUACAAAAGAUAGUAAUUUAUGAUCGUAAUCGUAGUCAUCGCAGCAUUCCUAAAUCGUUGCGCGCUUGUCCGGAGCGCAAAUUUCAUCGCACUCUGUAAUAAAGUGAAUAACAUGAAUAACUAUAGAUCGACGCAGAUAUUUACGCAUCGAUAUUUUUCCAACCAACAACACAGUAUACGCAUAGAAUUAAUAUAUUGCAUCAACGCAACGUAGGUACCCCCCCCCCCCCGCACCAAAAAAAAAUUGUACCGCAAUCGUGUCGGCAUGUCUUAUGAACAUGUUUCUAGGCAUAUAGGUAAAUCGAUUUUUACGCGCGAUUUACGAACUAAUGUGGUCAUCCUCCAGGCUCCAAUUGGAUUUGCGAUCGCAUGCACGUAUCCGCCGUUUGAUGUACAGUCUACACGUAUACAUCUCAGGUACAAGAUGUUACAAAGUGGUAUUUCACCAUUAAACAAUUUAAUUUUUGGACUUGACCUUCACUGUACUAUAAUAUAGUAUAAUGUGCAACGUCUGAACAAAAUUAAAUUAUAUAAAAUAUAUAAAUGUUAAUGUGGAAAUAUUGACAAUCAAAUUAACAUUUCUCAAUUACCUACUUAUGCAAGCGUAUUCGCUUUUCCCAGUUUUUAGAUGUUAUUUAUUGGCUAGUAACUCUUAUAAUUUUUUUUUAUUUUGAUAAUAUGAUUUAUUUAUUAUGAAGUUUCGAUUUUUCUUUAUUGCGUUCCCACUUAUUAUUUCUGUGAUAGCUUGAUUCCAUUUUGUUAUUUUUAUAGCGUACAAUUUUCCAUUGUAAAUAUCGAUCGUCCUCGUGUUGGAGGUAUACAACGUUUUCGUAAUAUUUCUGGACUAGGGUCAUGGACCGUGGAAUACAAAAGUAAGUUUUCUUCUAUUGGAGAUGUUAAGAAUGUUAAAAAUUAAUAGGUGCUAGAACCAAUCCCAGUGAUGAAAAUGCUCAUGUAUGGAUAUAAAUAUGAAAUAAAAAGUAAUCAUUUUAAUUGUAAUCUAAGUUAGAAAAACGUUAGAAAAAAUAUUAAUGAAACGUAUAGGUAUACCAUGUGUCAUUAUAAUCAUUAGAAUUCUCAUGAUUUGUAUGUAAUAUUUUUAAUUUUUAAUUGAAGUACGUAUAUAAAUUAUUUAGUUUGCCUACUUCAAAGUAUACAUCCUGUCAUUGAUAUAAAGAGUAUCCGAGUGGAUACAUGUAUUAUCUAUGUUUGUGUAAUGAUAUGUAUUAAAUGGCAUUAUAAGUUUUUUUACCAACUCUGUACAAAAAUAUGUUUGUUAAGAGUAAACAGCUAUAAUCUAACUUAUUCCAUUUGAUAGAACAAUUUUGUUAACAAAAGGAAAAAAUAUCAAACAAAGAAAAUUGUUUUAUAACCAAAUUUUUAAUCAGUAUUUAAGCUUACAAAAGUUUCUUUUUUUAAAAUUUUAAACUAAAAUAUAUCAUUGAAAAAAACUUCUUUUUAUUCCGUAAAUAUAAUAAAACAUAAGUCGCAAUAAAUAUCUAUUUCGUUACUGCCAUGGCCAAGGUACGUACUUCAAUCAAUAUUUGACUUUCGUUAUUCGGCAUAAAUAUUCCGAGUAUAUUAUUUUAGGUAGAUAUUAUUAUGUAUUUUACUGUUUUCGUGCACGAAUAAAUGGCCAGAGGCCGGAUAUUUAAAAAUGCUCAAAAAUAAAUAAUAAUAUUCUGAUAUACUACAAACAAACAUUCCACACUUCCAGACUCCAAUAUAUACGUAUAUAAUAUGUGUAUUUUGUAUAUACCUACUGCCCUACUAGUUAGAUACUGCUUGGUGCUUUAGUAGAAUUAAUUAAUUGUUUGAGCGGAUGUAAACAUUUACAAUUGAAAUGGAACAUUAUGCCAUCAUAAGAUGACGUAUUUUUUUAUCAGUAAAUCUUCUAUAAUUUUAUCUUCUGUAUCCUUAUAAUAUUAUGUGUAUUCUAUAUCAUAGUUACCUACCAAUUUGUAUUGUGUAAAGAUAUUAUUUUUAUUUUAUUUUUAAGUACCUAUUGUAAUUACUAAUUACCAAUUUAUAAAAUAUAUUAUGUUUAUAAGUGUCACUAGACGUUAAGUUGUGAAUAUGCGUUUUUUUCAACUAGGAUUAGUUUUAUAGUGUAUAAUAUGUAAAAUUAAAAAUAACGCAAAUAUUAUACCUAUUAUGUCUGGAUGAUUUCCCUCAAAACCACACCCUAAUAAUAUUUGAUAAAACUUUUUUGGUAACCACUAUUGGUACUUAUUGUUUAUUUUACCCUCAUUAUAUUGUUUCUAAAUUAUAUAAAUAAUUACGUACUAUUAAGAACUAUAUAAUUGUAUACCUAUAGUACCUAAUACUCAUAUUAUAUAGAAUCAUUUAUCGUG